Molecule: messenger RNA, 6316 nt
Organism: Eleginops maclovinus (Patagonian blennie)
Lineage: Eukaryota; Metazoa; Chordata; Actinopteri; Perciformes; Eleginopidae
Product: transcription initiation factor TFIID subunit 4-like
Exons: 20
Coding region: 1154-3694 (846 amino acids)
Biological process (GO): DNA-templated transcription; transcription initiation at RNA polymerase II promoter
Cellular component (GO): transcription factor TFIID complex
Molecular function (GO): DNA binding; protein heterodimerization activity; RNA polymerase II general transcription initiation factor activity
Source: RefSeq, a predicted model, not a curated record
UAGUGGACAGACUCCACCCAAGCCUUUGCCCUUAACUGUUUGUAUCCCUUCUGUAGGUCAGUUUAAAACCCUAGGUUGUGAAAAAUGAAUCCCGCUAUCUCAAACACAUACCAGCUUCUUUUCAGACAGCUCUUUCUUCUUCGGGUUUCCUCUGACUUUGGCGCACAGCGUGCAGGUGGUGCUGACAUCUCUGGUGCCAGCGGUGACUUUUUGCCUCCAUGCUGCAGAUACUGGUAAACUGUGACUUAACAAGGGCCUCUGCGCCUGGGCUCCAGGGCCUCCUUGGGAGGAGCGAUAGGAGCUGUACUGUUGGCUUUGACCCUGCUGAUACUGAGAAUAUUGGGAGGAUCCACCUUGGCCAGAACCUGUUGUAAAGGGCCUUGUUGAGAGGAGUACUGCUGCUGGCUGUACGCCUGCUGCUGACCAGAGCCCUGCUGAUACUGAGCCUGCUGUUGACUGUAUUGAGAGUUAGCUGGAGGAAUAUACACAAGGUUGUAUCUCAUCUAUGCCUUCAGCCCUUGCAACAAACCGAUGUCCACGUCAAACCGGCAAGAAGAAGUCUUACCACCAACCUUGCUGGGAAGAACGGUAGGAUCCCAUUGGUCUCUGAGACAUCAUACCCAUGGCCUGCUGUCCCUGAUAGUGUUGGCCCCCAGCCUGGGCUGAGGUGUAGUGUGGAGUGGCAGACUGUUGGUGCAUCAUGGAGACUGUGAAGGAGAAAUACAGGCUCACCUUGGUUAGACUGCAUGUUGAGGUUGCUGCGGGAGGAGGGAGAGGAGGAUGAGGGUGUGGAGGGAGAAGAGGAAGAAGAGCCAUAACCAGACCCAGGACCCUGGAUCAUGCUGCCCUGGGAAGAGGGCGCAGAGUGGCUGUAACCGGAAGCUGAGGCUGAGCUGCCGUAGCUGCUGGCUGGCAGGCUGAGGGAUGCGGAGGGAAUAGCCGACAGUGCCUGACCAGACUGCUGCAUGGGGGCAUGGCUCGGGCCUGACGACACACACGCACAGUCAGAGCAGCCAGCACAUUCCCAUGCGGGGCCACAUCAUGUUAAUCAUGGGCCCACAUUCAGUUCAUCUUUACAGUAAUCUUUGAAGGAUUGACUGGGACAAGAGUGCAAGGAGGUGUCAUUAGCAGUACGGGGUCCCCGGGUUCAAGCAUGGAUGGAGCAGCUGGAAAGACAUCGAGUAUGACAGCCGCUCAGAGUCAGCCCAAGCUGGGGACAGCUAGCGGAGUCGUUACGGUAGAAUCGGAUGGAACAUCUGGUGUGCAGAAACCUGCAACUGCUGCUGUUCAAACUUUGAAUGGAAGUGCUGUGUUGAUGAACUGUCACGUCACCGGAGGCAUUAGCAGCAAAACCUCACAGUCAGCUGUCACACCUGUCAACAACGGACCUGUUUCUGCGACUAAAGAAGGCGCAACAGUUUUGUCCGCAAGUACUAUUAUACGAACUUCAACGCAGCAUGCUGUGAUUUCGUCUCAGCCAUCAGUAAACAGUGUACCGACUGUCACGCUUGUGAGACCAUCUAUGCAAACUCCCACUAACCCCUCUCACAGCGGAGGCACCACCGUUUUAACAUCACCCACUGUCAGUGUGACAAGCACGACCGGCUCGCUUAUCAACAAAUUCGACUCCACAAAAGCUAUAAUGCCGGUUGUUGCGACUGGGACCACAGCGACCAUGAGGAGCCAUACUGUUUUGCAAAAUGUGAGGACUUCAGUACCGUCAACAAUCGCUGCAAUUCCUCCUGCUGGAAUACGAGCUAUUGCUCCACAGGUGUUGGCCCCACGACUCACUCAGCCUCAACAAAACACUUCAAAUAUCCAAAACAUCCAGCUCCCUCCAGGUAUGGUUUUGGUUCGCAGUGAGAGUGGGCAACUCCUGGUGAUUCACCAACAGACCUUGGCUCAGAUGCAGGCUCAGACGCAGUCCCAAAGCGCCAUGACUCCACGACCUGCAGCCCCCUCCAGCACUCCACCUGUCCAGAUCACUUCUCUUCAGGCUCCGGGCGCGUCACUGCUGGCCCGUCCUGUUACCCCCACCACCAUUAUUAAACAAGGUGCCACAGUCCAGACCACUGUGGCAACCACCACCACACUGCAGCGUCCUCCAGUACUGCAGAACACCAUCAUGCUGGGAGGAACUGCCGCCUCCACGGGACAGCCGAUAGGAACCCCCACCCCAGUGCAGCCCGGAUCUGCAGCCACAGCGGUUACACAGAGGGUAACUGGGACCCCUGUCACUCCAACAGCUAUCACAGCUGAGACACUGGAGAAUGUAAAGAAGUGUAGAAACUUUCUGUCCACGCUGAUCAAGUUGGCCUCUAGUGAAAAGCAGUCUUCUGAGACUACAGCCAACGUGAAGGAGCUGGUCAAGAACUUACUGGAAGGGAAGAUAGAGCCUGAAGAUUUCACCAGUAGGUUAUACCGGGAGCUCAACUCCUCGCCUCAGCCGUACCUUGUGCCUUUCCUGAAGAGGAGUCUCCCAGCACUGCGUCAGAUGACCCCAGACUGCGAUGCCUUCAUCCAUCAGAGCCUCCUGCCUCUGCCCAGUAUUCAGCUUGCUGCAGCAGCCUCCACGGCCCUCACUGCCGUGGUGCUGAGACCUCCUCUCUCCAUGGCCACCACCAUGGCCGGGACCAAAACUACAGUCAUCAGCCUCACUCAGACACCUCGUAGUAAACCUGGACUGAUAGUGCCACAGCAACAGACGAUAGUGAGGCCACAGGUGACACUGGCUCAGUCUCCCAUGGUAACAGUCAGAGGACAAUCCCAAAGCCGGAUCAUUGUGGGGCAGCCGCAGAUGGUCAAACAUCUUCAGACAGCAGUGAGGCAGUUUACUCCAGUGGUCAAAGGAGGGCAAAUUGUCGGUCAGACUGCUGUCAGUGCUGCUCAGAAGCUCAAGGAAGCAGGAGGGGGAACCUUCAGGGAUGACGAUGAUAUCAAUGAUGUGGCCUCCAUGGCGGGAGUCAACUUGUCGGAGGAGAAUGCCCGUAUCUUAGCAACCAGUUCUGAGCUUGUUGGCGCGGUGACUCGAUCCUGUAAGGACGAGGCCUUCCUCUCCCCCUCUUUACUCACCCGGAGAGCUCUGGAGAUUGGUAAGAAGUUUGGUGUCGGUGAGUUGGGGACAAAUGUGAUCAACUACAUUUCCUACGCUGCACAGCAGCGACUAAGACACCUGCUGGAAAAAGUGUCACUAGCGGCGCAGCAUAAAAACCUAACCUUCAAGGAGGAUGAGCGCUGUGAGCAGGUCAGCGAUGUGCGAUCCCAACUAAAAUACUUUGAGCAGCUGGAUCAGAUGGAGAAGCAGAGGAAGGAAGGGCUGGAGAGAGAGAUUCUGUUGAAGGCUGCUAAGUCUCGGUCACGGCAAGAGGACCCCGAGCAGCUGAGACUCAAACAGAAGGCCAAAGAGAUGCAGCAACAGGAGCUGGCUCUGAUCAGACAAAGAGAAGCCAACCUAACGGCGCUGGCAGCAAUCGGACCGAGGAAAAAACGGAAAAUGGACUCUCCUGUUAGAGGCGCAAGUGCAGAGGGCUCGGGGUCGAGCCCCUCUCAGCCCGGCGGCUCCGGUGGAGCGGCCUCCAGACAGUUUAUGAGACAGCGCAUUACCAGGGUGAACCUCAAGGACCUGCUCUUCUGUCUGGAGAAUGAAAGAGGGAACAGUCGCUCACACCUGCUCUAUAAAGGCUUCCUCAAAUAGCACCUGCAUUUGAAAGACUAGUGUCGCUCAGUGGCAGAGUUUCUUUGUCAGAGCGGACUCUCUUUGAUCGCCCGGCUGCUGAAGGAAGAGUCGUCUGUGUGUGGGUGGAGAAUUAUCUGGAACACAGAGAAGACGUCUCUUUUUCAAGCAAGGGUCUUUUGUAUUUUCAGAGGUGCCCUGAUUUCAGUGUGCCUCUCACCUCGGGUAGCUCUUUAAAGACCAGUUGCACCAAACUACACUACAGUCAUGCACUGCCUCAUGCUGCACACAAGAAGCACGUCUUUAGCUGAACGCAGCAUUUCUGACGCAGAGACCGUGUCCGUGUCAUUCACACUGGCAGCCGUGUUGUAGCAGCAAAUCUCUGAAGAGGGGUUCUAUUUUCCAAUAUUGUGCAUCAGCCUGAUUUUACAAAACUGCAGUAACGUGCUAACCCUCUGUUGGCGUAGACUCGUAGAGGUUUUAAUUUAUCACACAUUUAUACUAUAUUUUAUCACAGCCUGUGGAUUGUUUUACAUAGACUAACCUGGACUAGCCUUGCCAUCUGCUGAGUUGCCUUCUAAACAAACUAAGCCAUAUUACAACGUGUUGAUCCGCUUCAGUAACUUCAUCCAUCAGCUCUCUCUAGUCUUUAUUGUUUUGUCUUUGCUUUGUUUGUCUUUGCUUGAUUGGAAUUUUGAAUUGUCAUGUCUGGUGCAUGAUGGGUACUUGGUAUUUGAACUGCCGCCACAGUUUCGUUUUCACAGUGAGCUCCCAACCCGGUCGUUAAAAUCUAAAUAUUCCACCUUUCAUUCAGAUUCUAGCACAUUCAAUACAACGAAUACAUAUACUUUACAUUUCCAUCAUCUCUAAAGCACACCACACUGGCUGAGAUGUGUCCCAGCUUCACAGCAGUCAGCAUAUAUAUAUAUGACGAUAUAAAAUUCAACUCCAAGAACUGUCACUUGUAUUAAUGUUAACAUACGGUGUUUUUCUGCACCGUAUCUGAAAAAAACCCUGAAACUUUGACUUUAAUUACAUGUAUAACGUCAACAGAUUUCACAUACAUGUAUUAAACUAGUUGAAAGCAACAAUAUUAAGUUUAACCUAUUAUUUCUGCGUAUGAACUUAAUAUUAUCACAUUCAGCUCACCUAAUACAGUAGUGUUGACAUAAUACAUUUAAUUAAAUAAUUAAAGUUUUUCCUGUGUAAGGCAGGCUCAUUUCAUAAGCUGGCAGAUUACCUGCUAUGUUAUUGUAUGGGAAGCAAGCUUGUCGUGCGUUGAUAUACAAGAGAGAUAAAGAAAGACUGACAUGAUGAAAAAAGGUUUGACUAAGUAAGCUCUGACUGAAAUCGCUUUUUGGAAGGAUGUUCUCUGUGAAUGAUUGCACAUCAGCACAUUUACGUUUCUGCUUUUGUGCCAUUUAAAAAGAAAUGAUGUAAUUGGAUGGCCAAAUAGAUAUAAAUACAUUGAAACUAGUAUGGUGUUAUCGGGAAGGAAUAUGCCUGUAAGUAAUGUAAAGUAUCCAGGGGGAGUAGCUCAUGUGUGAAUUUUAUAUAAUUGAGUUUGGAGAAAUGAGUCCGGAUAAUGUUAUUGAUUACAGUCAUUUAGGAGAAUCAGACAUUUUCCAAUAAGUUGUUUUAUCCACAUUUUAUAUUUAUGAACUAUCGAGGACGGUCAAGUUGGGAAAACAGGAAAAUGCAACGCAGAACGAGGACUGCACUUUGACAGAUCACUUUUCUAUAACUAUUGAACCAGACAAGCACACCCACUUUAUAACGUUUUAUAUUUUGAAGUGCACAUACUAUUUCUGUCUUUAUAUCUUUCUCAUUUUAUGAAAGAAUGUAUAUGAGCGAGUUUUAUUACUGUAUAUAUUUAAGUUUGCUAUUUGUAGGUUUAUCGGUUGAUAACUUCAGUUUGAGUAAAGGUGUCUUUUACUUUUCUGAUAUGCAGUACAGCAGUAUACCGUAUGACAAUGAAGAUAAAUAGAUUGUACUUUCUUGCCAAGAUCUUGUACAUUUUGCACAACCACUUUUUUAUAUGUACAUCUGAAUUUGAAAAAAGUUUUGAAAUGCUAUUUUAUAAUGGAUUGAAAGAGAAUGACCUCUAUUAAACCAAAAAAAGAAAGAACUGCUUUGAUUGUCUGGUCUUUUAGGUCUUUAUAAAGUAUUUUCUGUCACAUUUCAGCAAUAUUUGUGAACCUGCAGUAAAAUUAGGUUUCUAAGUGAAUCUUUUUAUAGAUUAAUUGAUUAACAUUCCAAUGGAUUUGAUGCAAAAUUGAGUGAAGUACAAUUUUAAUGUAAAGAAAAUGUUUAAAAACAAAUACUUGUACUGAAAACUUAAACAUAUUCCUAACUAAUUAUUGGAAGGAAUAUUUUUCAAAGACAGGGAGCUGGCAACUUGGUGCAGAAAUGAACAGUUAUUUAGCAAAACAUUAUUAGAGCUCAAGGAAAGACAGCAAAAGCUAUGGAUUAUGUUUUCAGGGUCACUGUUCAACACCUCUUUGAGUGCUGUGUUUGGAUUUUUGAUGGUUUUUGUUCAUCUUUUGUCCAGAGGAUCUGUUAACGGAUCUUUCCACGCAUCAAUCUCAGUGCUGGUCAGUAUCUAAUUUUACAUUAUGUUAAAAUAAAUUGAGCUGUUGUGUA